AACUUUUCCCCCAGCUGCUUCUAGGUUUUGAGUAGAGAAGCAAAUUUAGCUGCGCAGAAAUGGCAAGAAUUAAGGUUCAUGAACUCAGGGCCAAGUCCAAGGCAGGUUUAUUGAACCAGUUGAAAGAUCUCAAAGCUGAGCUCGCUUUACUUCGUGUUGCUAAGGUCACUGGUGGUGCCCCUAACAAGCUCUCCAAGAUUAAAGUGGCGAGGUUAUCGAUUGCUCAAGUAUUGACAGUUAUAUCUCAGAAGCAGAAAUUAGCACUUAGGGAUGCUUACAAGAACAAGAAGUUUUUGCCACUUGAUCUUCGUCCUAAGAAAACUAGAGCUAUCCGUAGGCGUCUAACUAAGAACCAGGUAUCAUUGAAGACAGAACGCGAGAAGAAGAAGAAAAUGUACUUCCCUGUGAGGAAGUAUGCCAUUAAGGUGUAGGAUAUUAUUUAUAUUUUUGCAGAAUAGUAGUUUGUUGACUUUUUUAUUGCAGUACCAGACCCUUCGACUUGUUUUGUUCUAAGCACAUUUAAAAUAGAUAAUCUGCAAUUUUAUUGAGCGUUUCAACUUGUUUUGCAGUA
Messenger RNA from Papaver somniferum (opium poppy), 571 nucleotides. Its product is annotated as 60S ribosomal protein L35-like. Gene Ontology annotation, biological process: translation; maturation of LSU-rRNA from tricistronic rRNA transcript (SSU-rRNA, 5.8S rRNA, LSU-rRNA). Lineage: Eukaryota; Viridiplantae; Streptophyta; Magnoliopsida; Ranunculales; Papaveraceae. The transcript has 4 exons. The coding region runs from base 60 to 431 and encodes 123 amino acids. Gene Ontology annotation, cellular component: ribosome; cytosolic large ribosomal subunit. Gene Ontology annotation, molecular function: structural constituent of ribosome; mRNA binding. The record is from RefSeq and is a predicted model, not a curated record.